This is a messenger RNA of Propithecus coquereli (Coquerel's sifaka), 6514 nucleotides long. RefSeq names its product A kinase (PRKA) anchor protein 12 (gene AKAP12). The transcript has 4 exons. The record is from RefSeq and is a predicted model, not a curated record. Gene Ontology annotation, molecular function: calmodulin binding; protein kinase A binding. Gene Ontology annotation, cellular component: cytoplasm. NCBI's taxonomy places the organism in Eukaryota, Metazoa, Chordata, Mammalia, Primates, Indriidae. Gene Ontology annotation, biological process: signal transduction; regulation of protein kinase C signaling. Bases 117 to 5438 code for a protein of 1773 amino acids.
GGAGGAAGGCGCUCUUGGGACCUCGCGGGUGCGCGUCUUCUCGCUCUUGCCCGCGUCCCUGCGAUUUGGGGAAGGCGUAACCCGGCGGCUGGGCGCGGGAGGAGCGCGGAGGAGCCAUGGGCGCCGGGAGCUCCACCGAGCAGCAGAGCCCGGAGCAGCCUCAGGCGGGGAGCGCCACGCCGGCCGAGCCCGAGCCCAGCGGCGGCGGCGGCCCCUCGGCGGAGGCGGCGCCGGACACGACCGGGGACCCCGCCAUCGCCGCCGCGGACCCCGCCACUAAGCUCCUACAGAAGAAUGGUCAGCUGUCCACCGUCAAUGGCUUAACUGAGCCAGGAGAGCCCAGCCUCCAGGAAGAAGCCCUGAAUGGCCAGGAAGAAGAAGUCAUUGUCCUAGAUGUCGGACAGAGAGAUGCUGAAGAUGUGAGUGAAAGAAACUCCAAUAAAGAGAUGGCUGCUAACUCGGCAGUGGUUCCUGACAUCACAAGUGACAGGCAGGAGGAGAUGUCUGAAAUAAUUGAGCAGAUUCCUUCUUCAGAAAGCAAUUUAGAAGAGUUAACACAACCCACUGAGUCCCAGGCUAAUGAUGUUGGAUUUAAGAAGGUCUUUAAGUUCGUGGGCCUUAAAUUCACUGUGAAAAAGGAUAAGAGCGAGAAGUCCGACACUGUCCAACUACUCACUGUCAAGAAAGAGGAAGGCGAGGGAGCGGCAGGGGCAGGCGACCACCUGGAGCCCAGCCAGGAGGCAGGGGAAGCCACCCCCAAAGAAAGUGAACUCCAGCAGUCCACGGAGAAACCCGAAGAGGCCCUCAAGCACGAGCAAAGCCACACAGAAAUUCCUCUUCAAGCUGAAUCUGCUCAAGCAACAGAGGAGGGCAAAGAAGAGGGAGGAGACAAACAGGAAAAAGAGGCCAGCAAGCCUCCAGAAUCCCCGACCAGUCCGGUGACCAGUGAAACAGCAUCGCCGUUCAAGAAAUUCUUCACUCAAGGUUGGGCUGGCUGGCGAAAGAAGACCAGUUUCCGGAAGCCCAAGGAGGAUGAGCUGGAAGCUUCAGAGAAGAAAAAGGAACCAGAGCCAGAAAAAACAGACACAGAGGACAAAGAAAAGGCAGAAGAUAGCUCUGGGAAGCCGACCGCGUGUGAGCAGCCAGUCCCGCAGGAGCCCACGGAGAGUGUCCAGGAGGCCAGGUUAUCAGCCGAGUAUGAGAAAGUAGAGCUGCCGUCGGAAGACCAAGUCAGUGGCUUGCAGGCAUCUCCUGAAGAGAAACUCGCUCCAUUAGCAACAGAAGUCUUUGAUGACAAAGUAGAAGUCCAUCAAGAAGUUGUCGCAGACGUCCACGUCAGCACUGCGGAGGAAGCAGAGGAGCAGAAAGCUGAGGUAGAAGAAGCGGUAGAAUCUUUGCUGCCUGAAAAAUUAGUUGAAACAGAUGUCGAACCUCAGGAAGCAGAACCUGCCAAGGACCAGGUAAAGACCAAAGAAGCCUGUGCCCCCGAAGAGGACCACACCCAGGGACCUGAACUAAGUCCAGAUGACAAAGUGUUGCCCAAACACCCGGAAGGCAUCGCGAGCGAGGUGGAAAUGCUGUCCUCACAAGAGAGAAUGAAGGUGCAGGGAAGUCCACUGAAGAAACUUUUUACCAGCACUGGCUUAAAAAAGCUUUCUGGAAAGAAACAGAAAGGGAAAAGAGGAGGAGGAGGAGGUGAUGAAGAGUCGGGGGAACACAGCCAACUUCCAAUAGAUUCUCCAGAUAGCAAUGAUGAGCAGAAGGGUGAGAGCUCCGCUUCCUCCCCCGAGGAACCCGAGGAGAUCACCUGCCUGGAGAAAGGGGUCGCGGAUGCGCACCAGGAUGGGGAGGUCGAAGAAGGAACCACUUCUGAUGGUGAAAAAAAGAGAGAGGGUGUUACUCCCUGGGCAUCUUUCAAAAAGAUGGUGACACCCAAGAAACGUGUCAGAAGGCCUUCAGAAAGUGACAAAGAAGAUGAACUGGACAAGAUGAAGAGUGCCACCUUGUCUUCCACGGAGAGCGCAGCCUCUGAAAUGCAAGAAGAAGUAAAAGGAAGCGCAGAAGAGCCAAAGCCGGAAGAACCAAAGCGCAAGGUGGAUACAUCAGUAUCUUGGGAAGCUCUAAUUUGUGUGGGGUCAUCCAAGAAAAGGGCAAGAAAAGCAUCAUCUUCUGACGAGGAAGGAGCACCAAAGACGGUGGGAGGAGACAGCCAGAAAGCAGACGAGGCCGGAAAAGACAAAGAAACAGGAGCAGACGCUGUGCUUGCCGGUUCCCAAGAACACGAUCCAGCGCGCGGAAGUUCCUCCCCUGACCAAGUUGGAAGCCCUUCGGAAGGGGAGGGCGUUUCCACCUGGGAGUCAUUCAAAAGAUUAGUCACCUCAAGAAAAAAAUCAAAGUCAAAACUGGAAGAGAAAAAUGAAGACUCUGCCACUGGGACCGGUGUAGAACACUCGGCUUCAGAUGCUGAACCUGGGAAAGAAGAAUCUUGGGUUUCAAUUAAGAAGUUUAUUCCUGGACGAAGGAAGAAAAGGCCAGACGGGAAACAAGAACAAGCCGCGACUGAAGACAUGGGGCCAACAGAGGUCAACGAGGAUGAUGCCGACGUCCCAGCCGUAGUUCCCCUGUCUGAGUACGAUGCAGUAGAAAGGGAGAAAAUGGAAGCGCAGCAAGCCCAAAAAAGUGCGGAGAAGCCUGAGCAGAUGGCGGCCGUGUGUGUGUCCGAGGAGCUCAGUAAGACUCUGGUCCACACAGUGGCCGUGGCUGUGGUUGACGGGACAAGGGCAGUUACCAGUGUUGAAGAGAGGUCUCCUUCUUGGAUAUCCGCUUCAGUGACAGAACCUCUUGAACAAGCAGAAGAAGAUGAAGCCACAUCAUUAGCUAGGGAAGUAUCUGAAAGAGAAGUGAUUGCAGAAGAAACCCCUACGGUUACCAAACCUGUGCCAGAGAACAGAGAUGCCCGUGACGACACGAUUGUCAGCGAGGUGCAAUUAACUUCUGAAGAUGUGACAGCUGCAGAAACGACAGAGGCAUUUUGUGCUGAAGAAGCAACCGAAGCAUCUGGUGCUGAAGAGACCACAGAAAUGGUGUCAGCAGUUUCCCAGUUAACUGACUCCCCAGACACCACAGAGGAAGCGACACCGGUGCAGGAGGUGGAAGGUGGCGUGCUAGACGUAGAAGAGCAAGAGAGGCGGACUCAAGAGGUCCUACAGGCGGUUGCGGAAAAAGUGAAAGAGGAAUCCCAGCUGCAUGGCACCAGUGGGCCGGAAGACAUAAUUCAGACCAUGCAGAAGGUAGAGUCAGAGCCACCAGAGAAGCUGGAAGAAGCAGAAGAGGGUCCAGAGAGAGAUACAGAUGUAGUGUUGCAAGUACACGCACAACAGACUAAAACUGAGCAUUUUACACAGGGGAAGGUAAUGGUACAAGCCACCCCGGAAAGCCUCGAAGAAGCUGCUCAAGUCACAGAGAGUGUAGGGUCCAGUGAGCUAAUAACCACUUGUCAAGCUGAAACCUUAGCUGGGGUCAAAUCCCAGGAGAUCACAGUGGAACAGGCCGCCCCCCGUGACUCAGUUGAAACCCCAACAGACGGUGAGACCAAUGGAAGCAUCCCCAUAGUAGACAUUGAAGCUCCAGAUACAACACAGCAAGACAAGAUUGUGGAAAUCCAUGCAGGUAAUGAGGUCACAUCUGGGACCCAGUCAGCGGUCACAGAGGCAGAAUCAGUUCUUGCCCAGAAAGAGAAGUUUCCAGCACCUUCUAGUUUUCAAUCUGAGGAAGAAAAUAAAGAGCAAUCAAAAGUGGAAGAUGUCCUAGAACAUCCAGAUAAAGUGCCCUCAGUGGAAACCGUACCCAUUCCGUCGAAGACUGAGGUGAUUCAAGAGGCCGGCCAGUGUGCCGAUGAAGAAACCAAAGACAUACCAUUUGUCGAAGGACUUGAAGUGUCUGUAGACACAGACGCACCAGUGAGUCGGGAAAAGGUCACUGAAGUUGCCCCUAAAAGUGAAGUGACGACACAAGCUGAAUGUCAAAAGAAUGAUAAUAUUGAACUCCAGAGUCCUACUAAGUCUCCUCCAUCCCCAGUGGAGAGGGAGGUGGUAGUUCAAGUAGAAAGGGAAAAAAUCAAAGCAAAACCAGCCCAAGUGAGUGAAGAGAAACUUGAGCAAAAAGGAGAUGUUACCGUAUCUGACGAGCUCGGCGUGCGACUGGUUCAGACAGUUAACGUGACCGUCAUAGACAAGGAGAAGGAAGUUAGCAGUUUGGAAGGCAGCCCUCCUCCUUGCCCAGGUCAAGAGGAGGCAAUAUGCACAGAAGUUCAAGUUCAGAGAUCCGAGGCAUCAUUAUUAGCUCUAACAGCUGCGGUGGUGGAGGAGAAGGUCUUAGGAGAAGGUGUCAAAAUUUUAGAGACAGGUGAAACUUUGGAGUCUGCAGGUGCUCAUUUAGUACUGGAAGAAAAACCCCCUGAAAAAGAUGAAGACUUUACAGCUCAGCCAAGAGAAGAGGCCGAGCCCACAGGGCCCGAGUCUCAGGCAGAAUCAAUAUCAGUAACAGCAUCUGCCACUCUUGAAAAAGGCUUCUGUUCUGCCCCGGAAGGAGAGAAAACCCCAUCACAGAAAUGGAAGUCAGAUGAAGCCAGUGAGCAGGUGGUUCGUCCGGAAGUCAAAGUGAGUGUAGGAAGAGAGGAAGAUGGAAAGGAUGACAACGAGAUUUUGGAAUUUGAGACUGAGAGCAGUAAACUCGUCCAGAGCAUAAUUCAGACUGCUGUUGACCAGUUCGUACGUAUAGAAGAAACAACCACCGAAGUGUUUACAUCCGAUUUACAGACACAGGCCCACGUGGUAAAAGCCGAUGGUCAGGAGGCUGGACAGAAAACGGAGACAGAAGACAGUGAAGGUCAGGUCUCUGAACAGGAUGAAAUACCGACGGUCGCAGCCCAAGAGGAGUCGGAGGAGUCAGAGCUAACCGCCGUGGGACAGGUACGUUCUGAGAUAUCCAAAGAUGUGAGUGAAACUUCAGAAAAGAUCAUUGAGGUAGAAAGUUCCAGUGUAAAUGACCAACAGCUCGUAGAGAGCGUUCUCCCACCUGAGGGAGAGGGAGAUGGAACUGGAGCACAGUCUGUGCCAGAAGCUGAUGGUGGUGCCAUGUUAGGAGAAAGAAUAGAGAAGCCACAAUGUGAAUCCAAAGAAGAUGAAGAAGGUGAUGCUGUCGAUUACCCUGAGAGCCAGGACUCGGCCCUCGCCCACACUCUUGCCUCAGGAGGCUUAACCAAAGAGUCCCCGGAUACAAAUGGACCAAAACGGGAAGAGAAGGAAGAUGCCCAGGAAGUAGAAGUUCAGGAAGGAAAAGUGCACAGUGAGUCAGAUAAAGAGAUCAGAACCCAAACACAGGAGGAGAUACGGAAAGAAGAGAGGGAACCAGCAAAGUCAGAACUUACGGAAUCCUAAAACAUCAUUUAAACUCAUUGUCUGUUUGCAAGACCAGAACGUGAGGACAAGUAGUAGAAGAGAAUGAAUGCUGCUGCUAAGACGCAAGACCAGUAUUUCAAGAACUUGGAGCACCAGAGGGCAGGCACGUGAACUGAGCUUGUUUCUAGAGAGCCCCUGACAAUCCUGAGGCUUCUUCAGGAGCUAUAGCCGUAUAACAUUGCCUCUUUUCAAGACCACCCUACUAUUCUAUUCUCCCUAGAUACCAUAUAAUGUUUCUGAUUUAAGGUUCUAAAUUCCUCACCUGGAACUGGAGAUGGCAAUACCUAGUUCUGCUUCUCAAACUGGAGUAUCAUUCUUUAUGUAUUUAUAUGUACGUUUUACGUAAUCCUCCUUGUGUAUCUAUUGUAUAUUUUUUUCUUAAUGUUUAAGGAAAUGUGCAGGAUAGUACAUGUCUUUUGUAUCCCACAGUAUAUGACGGGGCACACGGCCAUGGUGAAGCCUUGGGGAGCUUUAAAGCCUCAGUUAUAACCUGUGAAACACAGAGCUUCCUAGAAAUAACAUUCCCGAUCAGAAGGUACAGUUCUUACUGUAAAAUUUAAUAAUGAUUAGGUCCAUGUUUAGAAGCACUCUGAAAUUGGUCACUUUCCUAUUAGGCACAGUGUGCUAAAAAUAAAAGGCAUUUUUAAACGUACAGAAUGUUCCGUUGUGACUGUGAAAUUUUUCUUUCUAGCCCAGUGAAGGUUGGAAAGAAGUUUUUUCCAGUAGCAGACAGAUUAAGUCUUUUCUCCUACUUGUUGGACAGUUGUUUAGACAGACAAGUGUGCUUAAUUCUGAGGCAAAGUAGUGAAAUGGUUUUCAUGUUACAAAGAAAAGAAUUGACUGUUGUAAGUUUUUACUUCUACUCUUCUAUGCUGGACCACAUUCACACACAGCAUGACAUAAGUCAGGUUCUUAACAAAUGGUAUUUUGGUAGAUACUGGAUUGUGUCUGUGCCAUAUUUGUGCCCUUUCUUCUAAGAACAGUGUUGCAUAUUAUGUUCAUUUGGAUAAAGUGUGAUUUGACAAUGGAUUUAAAUAAAAUAUUUGCUUCACUUA